Molecule: messenger RNA, 1990 nt
Organism: Ceratitis capitata (Mediterranean fruit fly)
Lineage: Eukaryota; Metazoa; Arthropoda; Insecta; Diptera; Tephritidae
Product: probable cytochrome P450 6a21
Molecular function (GO): iron ion binding; oxidoreductase activity, acting on paired donors, with incorporation or reduction of molecular oxygen; heme binding
Source: RefSeq, a predicted model, not a curated record
AAAUCGCAACUUGCACUAAAUAUUUCAUGCGUUGUUCUCGAGUCUCUUUUUGUUUGAUUUAGCACGGGACAUUUAGAUAUGCACUAAUACAAACUUAUCCAUUAUUUAUUUAUUUGAUUUUCAAGCUUUGCUCUUUUAGAAAUAAUAAAGAGCACAACAAUCAAUCCGCUCACUGACGAGCGCAAAGUCGCAUCGCAUCGCUUUGUCCCUUUCAUCUCUUCACUUUUAAUUACGCAUAACUAUGGCGGCAUAUGUCUCGCUUGAGCUUUUUGUCUCUGUUAUACUCUUUUGGAAUUCUGAAGUAUUUUUGCGCUAUUAGAUCAGCAUUUAAAAUUUCAGCAGCCAAAUAAGAACAGUGAACAACAGCUUUUGAUUGGUGUGGGCAUUUUCGCACGCGAACAUGCUAACAACGCAAUUUCUUAUCGUCACCGCUCUAACACUGUUGGGCUACUGCAUCUACUGGCUACGUAAACGUAUGCAGUACUGGCAGGAUCUUGGUAUACCAUGCGAUAAGCCCAACUUUAUAUCUGGCAGUCUGACGGGUAUUCUGAAGACGCGCACUUUCGCGGAUAUCGCACGAGACACAUAUAAGAAACAAUUCAAAGGCACCGGUCCAUUUUGCGGUUUCUAUUGGAUACAACGUCCGGCUGUAUUUGUGCUCGAGACUAGCUUGGUGAAAUCAAUACUCAUUAAGGACUUCCAAAACUUCGUCGAUCGUGGUUUCUACAGCAAUCCGGAAGAUGAUCCGCUCACAGGGCAGCUCUUUCUCUUGGAAGGCCACAGAUGGCGUGUAAUGCGCAAUAAGCUCUCACCUACCUUCACUUCAGGCAAAAUGAAAAAUAUGUUUCCGAUUCUCAGGCAGGUGGGUGUUGAGCUGGUAAGGGUUGUUGAAGAGACGUUGAAGGCUGGACCAAAUGUGGAGGUACGUGACUUAGUAUCGCGCUUCACUAUGGAUGUGAUUGGCCUGUGUGCUUUCGGCAUUGAGUGCAAUAGUUUGAAGAAUCCGAAUGAUCCCUUCCGACAGAUGGGUAGGCGUGUGUUUUUAGAUCAGCGCCAUGGUUAUUUAUGCAACGCAUUCAUUGUGCUCUUUCCCAAACUCUGCCGCCGUUUGCACGUAAAGAUGACGCCGGAGCAUAUUACAGAGUUCUAUAUGCGUAUUGUGCGUGAGAACAUCGCUUAUCGGGAGUCGAAUAAUAUCAAACGUAAUGACUUUUUCGAUAUGCUUUUGGAGCUGAAAAAUAAUAAAAUGAUGAAAUCCGAGGAUGGUCAAGCAUUGACAAAUAUAACAGUAGAGGAGUUAGCUGCGCAGGCAUUCGUGUUUUUGGUCGCAGGCUUCGAGACCUCUUCGACUGCCAUGAGCUAUGCGCUCUACGAACUAGCACAGCGCAUAGAGAUACAGCAGCGUGCGCGGGACGAGGUUUGCGAAGUGUUGGCGCGCCACAAUGACGAGUUCACCUACGAGUGCAUGUCCGAAAUGGUUUAUCUUAACCAGAUCAUAUCAGAAACUCUUCGGAAACACACAAUUGUUCCACUAAUCUCACGUGAAUGCAGAGAGGACUACCAAGUCGCGGACAAUCCACGUUAUAAAAUCGAGAAGGGCACAUUUGUUUUGAUACCAGCGGUGGCCAUACAUUAUGAUGAGGAUUAUUACCCCAACCCCGAGGAGUUCAAUCCGGAUAAUUUUACACCCGAAAAGGUCGCCGCACGCGACUCCGUUGAGUGGUUGCCCUUUGGCGAUGGGCCCCGCAAUUGUGUCGGCUUGCGCUUUGGUCUCAUGCAAAUGCGUGUUGGGUUGGCCUAUUUGUUGAAGAACUUUAAAUUCAGCGUUAGCGAGAAGACCCAAAUACCGUUAAAAUACAACAUGAAGACCUUCUUGAGCAUGAUUGAUGGCGAUAUAAACUUGAAGGCCGAAAAGGUGCGCUCUUGAUUGUUUUACAUGGCAAGAAUAGCAUAAAUAAGUGUUUUUUUUUUCAAAUUAUCAUUUUUUACG